AUGUCAAAACAAAAACAUCGAAGUUCAGCGCGAUCGAUGGGAGCAACAUCGACAUCAUCAUCAGCAACUCAUUCCGAAUAUCCAUUAAUGGUUGAUACUGGUAUGGAAGAUAUUGAAAGCUUCAGUUACAGUUCAUCGAUAGCAACGUUAUCACCAAAUCGUCGAACUCGUCAGUUGGAAAAGGAAACAUUAUCAAAUCUCAAUGAUCGUUUGGCGGUUUAUAUUGAUAGGGUACGACAGUUAGAACUGGAAAAUGAGCGACUUAAUGUACGAAUAAAUGAGACGGAAGUAGUAGAGAAAAAAGAAAGAAAUGAUUUAGUGAGUCGAUAUGAGAUAAAAAUUAAAGAACUUCGCGAUUUGCUUGAUGAUACAUUGAAAGAGAAAACUCGUAUUAGUAUGGAUUCUAAAGCAGCCAUCGCUGAACGCGAUAAUAUGCGAGCGAAGAUCGCGAAAUUGGAAAAGGAUUUCAAAAAUGCGGAGAAGGCUCAAAUGAACUGUGAGAAUUUGAUACAAGAUCUGCAAGCUAGAAUUAAUUCGGCAGAGAAUAUGCGCCGUCAUCUUGAAGAUGAAAAUAAGAGUUUUUUGACCGAAAAUGCCGAUUUAAAGCGGCAGUUAGAAGUACUUCGAAAACAAAUUGAAGAUGAAGCGUUAGCGAAUACAGCAUUAGCAAAUCAAAAUCAAUCGUUAAAAGAAGAUUAUGAAUUUCUAAAGAAAACUUACGAGGGACAACUUCAAGAAAUACAUCGAAAGCGGCAAGUGGAAAUGACAACAACUGCUCGUGAAAUAGAGCGCACUUAUGAAUCACGGCUUCAAGAGCAACUUCAGGCUAUGCGUGCAGAGUUUGAUGGACGCUUGAAUAGAAACCGACGUGAUAUUGAUGAAACUUACAAGAAUAAAAUGAAUGAAGCUAAUGAAGCUCGCCAACAAGCAACAAACGCUCGUGAAGAAGCAGCUCGGCUUAGAUUACGAAUACAUGAUAUGGAAAAAAGCACUAGUAAUUUUGAAGAGAAAAUUGAUGGCCUCAAUAAAAAGAUUGCCGAUCUUGAAAAUCAGUUGCGCUAUGCUCGUGACGACUGUGAUGUAAGAUUGCAACAACGUGAUAGUCGUAUAGCCGAACUGCAACAAGAAAUUGAUCGGCUUCUUAAUGAAUAUCAAGAUUUGUUUGAUCUUAAAGUACAGUUAGAUACAGAACUUAAGGCAUAUCAAAAUUUAUUGAAUAUAUCAUCACAGUCUUCGCCUGGUAUCCGUACUUCUUUCUCUGAUAUUUCAACUCGUCGUGGCAUUAAAAGAAAGCGUUUUGCUGCUUCAGAUGACAGUCUUUAUUUCCGCAAUACAGCCAAAACAUUCAAGACUACCGCGAAUUCUGACUGUGAUAUCGAAAUUGAAUCGCACGAUGUCAAUGGUAAAUUCAUAAAACUGACCAACAAAGGUGAUGAAAUAGUUUCAAUUGGUCAAUGGGCGAUCAAGAGCAUAGCGAAUGAUCGAGAAACUGUUUAUAAAUUUCAUUCGAGACAAUCACUGAAACCUGGUGAUUCUAUUACUGUAUGGAGUGCUGAUAGUGGCGAGAAGCACGCACCACCUUCACAAUUGGUCAUGAAAAACCAACAAUGGCCAUCUGGCGAUCGUGUUCGUACUUCUUUGGUUGAUUCAGAAGGCAUGGAAAUGGCUACUCGCGAAAGUGUUGCUGAAUUUCAGUAUGGACAGUUUGCUUCGGAAGAUGGGCAAGAUCCUGAUCAGCGUUGUUCAUUAAUGUAA
Messenger RNA from Dracunculus medinensis (Guinea worm), 1755 nucleotides. The record is from the annotation of a GenBank genome assembly. Lineage: Eukaryota; Metazoa; Nematoda; Chromadorea; Rhabditida; Dracunculidae.